Molecule: messenger RNA, 2304 nt
Organism: Penicillium soppii
Lineage: Eukaryota; Fungi; Ascomycota; Eurotiomycetes; Eurotiales; Aspergillaceae
Gene: erb1
Product: ribosome biogenesis protein ERB1
Exons: 1
Coding region: 1-2304 (767 amino acids)
Biological process (GO): maturation of LSU-rRNA from tricistronic rRNA transcript (SSU-rRNA, 5.8S rRNA, LSU-rRNA); ribosome biogenesis
Cellular component (GO): PeBoW complex; preribosome, large subunit precursor
Molecular function (GO): protein binding; ribonucleoprotein complex binding
Source: RefSeq, a predicted model, not a curated record
AUGAACCCCAAGGCGGCUUCCAAGAAGCGCAAGGCUGUCACUCGCGACGUGGAGGAGGAAGCUGGUGUUUUCUCCGGUGACGAGCUCAGCAAAGGCAACAUCGAUGGAGCUUUGUCCGACAACGCCAAUGAUCUUUCGGAGAGCGAAGACGACAGCGACUCGGAAGUUGAACUGGUCGACGAGUUCAGUGAUGAGGAAGAUGACGAAGAAGAAUUGGACAGUGACGAGAUUCCCUCUGACACAGAGGACGUCAAGCCGGCUGCUGGUGAGCGCAACUUCCGCGUUGUGAAGGACGCCAACGGAAACGAGCGCUACCUUUGGGACGAAAUUCACCCCGAUGACAACUCCGAAAUUUCCGAGGCCGAUGCGACUGCCAACACCAUUGGCGAUAUCCCGCUCAAGUUCUACGACGAAUAUCCCCACAUUGGUUACGACAUCAAUGGAAAGAAGAUUAUGCGUCCCGCCAAGGGCGAGGCCUUGGAUGCACUUCUCGAUAGUAUUGAGAUCCCCAAGGGCUGGACCGGUCUCACCGACCCUAAGACCGGCAAGCCUCUGCAGCUCAGCCAGGAUGAAUUGGAGUUGCUGCGCAAGGUGCAGAUGAACGAGGUCCCCUCCGAGGGCUACGACCCAUACGAGCCUUUGGUGGAAUGGUUCACCAGCCAGACGGAGAUCAUGCCGUUGAGCGCUGCCCCCGAGCCUAAGCGUCGCUUCGUGCCAUCCAAGCAUGAGCAGAAGCGUGUGAUGAAGCUUGUCAAGGCUAUUCGCGAGGGCCGCAUUCUUCCCUACAAGGCCCCCGAGGACAAGGAGGAGCAAGAUGAAGAGCUUAUUAACUACGACCUGUGGGCUGACGAAGUUGAGCGACCUGACCACGUUAUGCACAUUCCGGCACCCAAGCUCCCACCUCCCGGUUACGAGGAGAGUUAUCACCCGCCUGCCGAGUACCUGCCCGAUAACAAGGAGCGCAAAGAAUGGGAGCAGAUGGACCCCGAGGAUCGCGAGAAGGACUUCCUACCUCACGACUUUGGCUCUCUCCGCAGAGUCCCCGGAUAUGAAAACUUUGUCCAGGAGAAGUUCGAGCGUUGCUUGGAUCUCUACCUUGCUCCGCGUGUGCGUCGUAGCAAGCUGAACAUUGACCCUGAAUCCCUUCUCCCCAAGCUCCCCAGCCCUGAAGAACUGAAGCCCUUCCCCACUGCCUGCGCCACAGUAUUCCGUGGACACAAGGGCCGUGUGCGCUCUGUUAACGUUGACCCAACUGGAGUCUGGUUGGCCACCGGUGGUGAUGACGGUACGGUCCGCGUCUGGGAGCUUCUCACGGGUCGCCAGUUGUGGAGCGUGAAACUGAGCGACGACGAAGCCAUCAACGUCGUCCGCUGGCGUCCAGGUAAGGAUGCCGUCGUCCUUGCCGCCGCCGCCGGAGACGACAUCUUCCUCGCCGUGCCCCCCAUCGUCGAUCCCGAAAUCGAGAAGGUCAGCUUGGACCUCAUCGACGCCGGCUGGGGUUUCGCCGCUUCCAGACCUGCCCCCAGUGCCUCCGAGGAAGGCAAGAAGAAUACUCCCCCAACCUGGAUCCGACCCUCGUCCGCUCACCAGGACGCCGGCGUGUGCGCCGUCAUUCCUCUCCGCUACGUCCCCAAGACCAUCUCCUGGCACCGUCGCGGCGACUACUUUGUCACAGUCUGCUCCGGCGCCUCGACACCGGCUUCAGUCGCAAUUUCCAUCCACACAGUCAGCAAGCACCUGACACAAUUCCCCUUCCGCCGUCGUCUCAAGGGUGGUGGUCCCCCGCAGACCGCGCACUUCCACCCCUCGAAGCCAAUCCUCUUCGUUGCGAACCAGCGCUCCAUCCGCGCCUACGAUCUCUCCCGCCAGCUGCUCGUCAAGAUUCUCCAGCCGGGAGCUCGCUGGAUCUCCUCCUUCGAUAUUCACCCGACAUCAUCCAGUGCUUCGGGUGGCGACAACAUCAUCAUCGGCUCAUACGAUCGUCGUCUGCUCUGGCACGAUCUCGACCUCUCCCAGCGUCCCUACAAGACUCUCCGUUACCACAAGAAGGCUAUCCGUGCCGUCAAGUUCCACCCCAGUGGUCGCUACCCGCUCUUCGCGGAUGCUUCGGACGAUGGUUCACUGCAGAUCUUCCAUGGAAGUGUUACGGGUGAUAUGCUCAGUAAUGCUACCAUUGUCCCGCUGAAGGUUCUCAAGGGCCACAAGAUCACUGGCGAGCUGGGUGUUUUGGAUAUUGAUUGGCAUCCCCGUGAGGCGUGGGCUGUCAGUGCUGGUGCCGAUGGAACGUGUCGCUUGUGGAUGUAA